GAAGUGUGUCACGCUUUCGACCACCGAAGCAAAGUACGUCGCGCUAGGUGACGUAGUGAAAAAGAAUUUUGUUUUUGAGGCAGAUUUGGCGUUUCAUGUUGCCGCAGGUCGGCAUGCCGUGCAUCCCCAUCUUCGAGGACUACCAGGGGGCGAUUCAACUAGCGCAGAACCCCAUCUCAAACUCGAACUCGAAGCACAUAGAUGUAAGGCACCAUUUUCUCAGGGAACUGGUAGAGAGGAAGGAAAUUUCGGUCAUCCACGUGCCGUCGCCGUACCAGCGUGCAGACUUUCUUACGAAGAGUUUGUCGAAGGAUGCUUUCGAGUCCCACCGUGAUUUUGUGAUGAACUUGGCAUGA
This is a messenger RNA of Ectocarpus sp. CCAP 1310/34, 356 nucleotides long. NCBI's taxonomy places the organism in Eukaryota, Phaeophyceae, Ectocarpales, Ectocarpaceae. The record is from the annotation of a GenBank genome assembly.